UAAAUAUAUUAAAUAAUAACAAUGUCUCCGGUGACACUAAUUGCAAGUGCAAUUCUGUGCGAAUUAAUUGUGGCGUCAGGCACGAUGUUGAAUAUUCAUGAAACCAAAAUUCCAAAAAUAUCUGCACUGCAUCAAAAGGCUCUUGAAAUUUUGAAAGUGACUAGUAAGAACUCUCUCAAGACCGUCCAAGUUAUGUCCAUGGAUUCGUCAGCUUCUGAAUUUCCUUUGGCCGCACUAACCUCACUGACGUUAGGUCAGCCAGUGUCGAUUGUCCUAACUCGCAAUAUUACCGACAGAGUCGAUCUUUCCAUCGUCCAAGUGACGUUUCGCCGUGAUCACGUGGUUAACGCAAUUUCGUCAUUGACUCCCUUUAUCAAUGAAAAUGAAAAGGUGAUAAUACUCGUUAGGGUCAAUAGCACGAUUAAGGAAACAAUGAUAGAAUCUUGGUUGGACACGACUUUUUCAGUUUUAUGGGUAGCUCUCAUUCGUGACGUUGCUAUCGUAGUAGAAAUCAAAGACUCAAAUGCCUCGAGCGCCAGAAAAAAGUUAAGAACACCAGAGACUCUUGAAAACAAAAUACGAGACAGUGAUUACAAGAAUUUUACAGGAAAUGCUGAAAAUUUGGAUGGUCCCUGGAAAGUCGAAGUAAAUGAUAAUGGAUCGACAGAAGUAUCGUGGCAGGACUCUACAUCUGAAGAACAUAAUUCCACUAUACUGGUAUACAGUUACCAACCGUACAUGACGAAGGCUCUGCAAAAAAUCCCUAAACCAAAACUGAAGACCCUGUUCGAUGUAAAAGUGGAGAACAUGGCUGGUCAAGAUUUACGUGUUGGGGGUCGCGUCAUGGAUUUGAUUUUUUAUGACGAUGACGAAGAAUAUGACUCUCCCUCGAGAAGUUUGUCCCCGUUGAUUGGUAUUUUGGCUGAGAAACUUAAUGCCACCAUAAAGCAUCUGUACACACAGAAUUCUGACACCAUAAUCCGCAAUGGCACUUUAAACACACUGUAUCGUCACUUGAUGAACGGUGAGCUGGACUUGACCGUGUCAGCCGCAUUUAUGUAUCCUGAAUUGAGUGGCAUGUUCAGUAUGACCUAUCCAAGAAAAAGAGUUGAUCUGCGUUUCGUUCUGCCUAGAUACUUGUACGAAGAUGUGACAUACAGGAACGUGUUGGGUGGGAAAGUUAGUAAAUUUCUCCUGCUGAUGAUCAUCACCUUAAUCAUGACCCUGACCUUCAUCCUGACUACAAAAAAGAUCCUGCGACUCCAGAUAGAGGUGGACUUUUUGACCAGUCUGAUAAAGACCAUCUUCAAUCAGAGUACGGAAUUGUCUUACACUGCAAAGUCGACCACCCUGAGGGUCGCCUUGGGCUCCUGGAUACUAUACACGAGUCUAUUCUCUCUGCGCUUGCAGACUAUGGUCACCUCUAGAAUCAUAAAGCCUUACGGUCAACAGACCAUUGACACUUUGGCAGAUUUGCGUGACAGUGACAUCAGGAUUGUCAUAAGGGAAGAUCAUUUGGAAUACGUAAUGACUCAUGCCGAGGAAGAAAUAAGAAAUAUUGUCUCGGAGAAAUCUCUGAAGACUAGUAAUCGCACGAUUUUCGCAACACCUGAUUCUCGCUUGGGUUACAUGUUGCCUAACCAGUUGGCGUAUUACGCAAUGUCAAUGUCGUUCCGUGACUUUAAGGGUCGAUCGAUUUUCAAAAUUCUUCGCGAAGCAAUGUUACCAAAUUUCGAAACGUACUACCUACGAAAAGGUUCGCCCUUUCUUCGGCAAUUCGACAAAAUUCUCUCUAGCCUCGCCGAGUUUGGGAUUUUGCGCUAUUGGGACGACAACAGCGAUUACAGAAUGUUACUUAAGGUCGUCAUACCCAAAAGUUCAAAAGAUAUCUGCUCCAGAUGUGUGAAGCUGGGCAAUUUAAAGUCAGUCUUUUUUUUCUUAACGAUAGGAUUAGUCACAGCGUUAAUUGCAUUCAUUUAUGAAGUUGCCACUGGCACUAGUUCUAACUCCAGGCGUGGCAACUGUUUUUUAUUCUAAUAUCGAACGAAUCCGACCUAUCAAAUCGGAAUCCCUUCACCAAUUAAUAAAUUGGGAGACUCA
Messenger RNA from Cephus cinctus (wheat stem sawfly), 2100 nucleotides. RefSeq lists its product as uncharacterized. The transcript has a single exon. Lineage: Eukaryota; Metazoa; Arthropoda; Insecta; Hymenoptera; Cephidae. The record is from RefSeq and is a predicted model, not a curated record. Bases 22 to 2037 code for a protein of 671 amino acids.